ACAGAGGACAUACUAACACAGCCGACUCCCUCGAGGCAUGUGAGCACUUUUCUAUCUUUUCAUCCCAGCUUUACUCUGUACCAUUACCGUCGCAUCACAUUAUACGUGUAUUCCCAAGAUGCGACCUCUCUUAUCCGCAGUGCUUGCUCUGGGCGCAAGUGCUGUCCUUGCAGUCCCUGUCAUUGACGAAGCCUCAGAGCCCAAGCUGCUUCGUGCCCGUAACAUUGUCACCGAGAUUCAAGACGAAUACGACUUUGUCAUCGUUGGAGGUGGCCUCGCAGGUCUCGUGCUUGGUGGACGGCUAUCAGAAGACUCGAAUCAUACCGUACUCGUUCUAGAAGCAGGUAGUAACGGAGAUGAGUUUCGAGAUCGGAUAAAUACCCCAGCAGAUGCCUACUUUGAGUCCUUAUGGCCAACUCCUCUCAACUGGGCAUACAACACCACGCCUCAGGUUGGCAUGAACAAUUCACAGAUGAACUGGCCCCGUGGCAAGACACUUGGAGGCAGCUCAGCCAUCAAUGGAAUGUACAUGAACCGACCAGGCGAGAUCGAAGUGGACGCCUGGAAAAACAUGCUCGGUGACAUGGACGGUGCCGACAACUGGUCCUGGGAUUCCCUCUUCGCUGCCAUGAAGAAGAGUGAGACCUUUUCUCCACCCACCCAGGAGAUCGCUCAGGAAGCCGCCAUCACCUAUGAUACCUCAAGCCACGGCAGCAAGGGGCCUAUUCACAUGUCGUACCCCGGCUACACGUUUCCCAUCGUAGGCGCCUGGUCCAACGCUAUGCAGAGUGUCGGCAUCCCCAUCUCCCAUGAUACCUACGGCGGAGAGAAUUGGGGAGCCUAUGUUUCGACAUCUGCCAUCAAUCCUACCAACUGGACACGGUCUUACAGCCGUUCUGGCUAUCUCGACCCUCUGCCACCACGUACCAACUACGAUGUUCUUGCCGAUGCGUAUGUCACGCGCAUUCUCUUCAACUCUUCGUCCAAAGCUGGCAACCUCAGCGCGAACGCGGUCGAGUACUCCCCUGAUGGCGGCGCUAGCAAAUUGACAGUCAAAGUCAAGAAAGAGGUUAUUCUUGCCGGUGGUUCAGUUGGCAGCCCUGCAAUUCUGCUAUACAGCGGUGUCGGUCCCAAGGACGUCCUUGACGCUGCCGGUGUCGACGUCGUAUCGGAAUUGCCAGGUGUUGGUCACCAUCUGCAAGAUCAUUUGAGUGCCACAGUACAAUGGAGCACAGAUCAAGCUACGGCCGGUUCUCUUUAUGCUGACAACGGUUCCGAGAGCACCAAUGCUGCAUUCCUCUCCUAUGUCAACUCUGCUGUCGCGUACAUCAACGCCACCAAUAUCUUCGGAGCAGGUGCCGAGGAUUUGAAAAACACCAUCCUCAGCCAACUUGAUUCAGCCGCAGCUGCUGCCGGUACGGACGAGACCGUCGUAGCUGGAUACAAAGCCAUUUACGAGACCACGGUCAACAAGAUCUUCAGUAGCCCGAUUGGACAAAUUGAACUGCUCAUUGGAAACAAUCUCAACGGAACCAUCAAUAUCGGUGCCUCCCUUCAGCAUCCUUUCAGCCAUGGCCAGGUCUCCAUCAACUCAUCCAAUCCUAUGGACUACCCUGUCAUCAACCCUAACUACCUAACUCACCCUGCUGACAUCCAGAUCCUCCGAGAAGGUAUCAAGACCGCUCGCCGAUUGGGUGAAGCCCCGCCUCUAGCCGACAGCAUGACCAAGGAGGUAUGGCCAGGUUCAGAUGUUGAAUCUGAUGACGAAUGGGAUGAUUGGCUUCGUGAAGUGAGCUUCACAGAAUACCACCCAUCGUCUACUUGUGCCAUGAUGCCUUUGGAACAAGGUGGUGUGGUUGAUGCCAACCUCCGCGUCUACGGUCUAGCCAACGUCCGUGUGGCCGAUGCAAGCGUCCCGCCCAUCGCCUUUUCUGCUCAUCUCAUGAGUUCGACAUACGGCAUCGCCGAGCAGGCAAGCACCCUUAUUCGGAAUUACUACAACAUCGACUUGAUUUCCAAAUCGCACAACAGCACAAACUCAACAAAGCCUAGCAAGACAGGGUCGGACAAGUCAGCCGCCUCGAGCUCUAGCACCACCAGCACCGCGGCCAGUGCGUCAACCACCAACGGUAGCGAUGGUGGCUUCUCAGUCCAGCCUUGGACAUUUAUCUCCACCAUCUUGGCCUUUGUGGCCCUUGAAUAUUUCUUGUAAUUCACGACCUUACUUAGACUAGCGGCAUGACACCAGGCGUUCUUUUUUUCUUUUAAAAUUGGAACAGGACAUCACGGGUUUUCGACGACUUCAUGCAUACCUUGGCCCCUUGUGGAUAUUGGAAAGGGAAGGGUAUAGGGACACUUUUAAGGACAGACUCCUACAAAUAUUAUUUAAUCAUAAUCCCGAAACACCGCCGGCUCAUGUUCCAAACAUUCUUUCUUGAUGAUUUG
Molecule: messenger RNA, 2445 nt
Organism: Exophiala oligosperma
Lineage: Eukaryota; Fungi; Ascomycota; Eurotiomycetes; Chaetothyriales; Herpotrichiellaceae
Exons: 7
Coding region: 119-2212 (697 amino acids)
Molecular function (GO): oxidoreductase activity, acting on CH-OH group of donors; flavin adenine dinucleotide binding
Source: RefSeq, a predicted model, not a curated record